This is a messenger RNA of Nilaparvata lugens (brown planthopper), 6840 nucleotides long. RefSeq names its product tau-tubulin kinase homolog Asator. Gene Ontology annotation, molecular function: ATP binding; protein serine/threonine kinase activity. Gene Ontology annotation, cellular component: cytoplasm; nucleus. Gene Ontology annotation, biological process: signal transduction; peptidyl-serine phosphorylation. NCBI's taxonomy places the organism in Eukaryota, Metazoa, Arthropoda, Insecta, Hemiptera, Delphacidae. The record is from RefSeq and is a predicted model, not a curated record.
AUUCCAUACUUUGCGUUCAUUUUCAAGAUAAUUAGAUGAGGAUUUUCUUUUACUUAAGGUGCGCAAGAUCGGAGGAGGUGGAUUCGGAGAAAUCUAUGAAGGAUUGGACCUUGUUACCAAAGAGCAGGUUGCUCUGAAAGUAGAGUCAGCGAGACAGCCCAAACAAGUUUUGAAAAUGGAAGUUGCUGUAUUGAAAAAACUUCAAGGAAAGGAACAUGUCUGCAGAUUCAUAGGAUGUGGACGAAACGACCGGUUCAAUUACGUGGUGAUGCAGCUUCAAGGAAAAAAUCUGGCCGAGCUUCGUAGAGCCCAACCUCGUGGAGCCUUCACUCUGUCCACGACAUUGCGACUGGGCCACCAAAUCCUCAAGGCUAUAGAAAGUAUCCAUCAAGUGGGAUUUCUCCAUAGAGACAUAAAACCAUCAAAUUUCUCUGUUGGACGUCUUCCAUCGAAUUGUCGCAAAGUCUACAUGCUGGACUUCGGUCUUGCCCGACAAUACACGACUGGCAAUGGUGAAGUGAGGGCACCCCGAGCCGCUGCUGGCUUCAGAGGCACUGUGCGUUAUGCCUCCAUCAACGCCCACAAAAACAAGGAGAUGGGUCGUCAUGAUGACCUCUGGUCCUUAUUCUACAUGCUGGUUGAGUUUGUGAAUGGACAACUCCCAUGGAGAAAAAUCAAAGACAAAGAACAAGUAGGCUUGAUGAAGGAGAAGUAUGACCAUAAGGCGCUUCUCAAACACCUGCCUUCCGAUUUGCGCAUCUUUCUCGAGCACAUUCAGUCACUCGAGUACAAUGACAAGCCUGAUUACCAAAUGCUGAGCAAUCUGCUGGAGCGCUGCAUGAAGCGCAGGGGUGUCAAGGAUACUGACCCCUAUGAUUGGGAGAAGCCAAUCAUGGCUAAUCCACAGCCCCCUCUGACCCAGGGCACGAUGCCGGCCACACCCACCCCGCUGUCUCCCCGUAUUGUCACCACUGACAAUGUGAUGAUCACAUCGCCCCUGGACAACAACCAGGAGAACAUUGAGCCUGACAAUCGCAAGGAUAUGGAGCAGGUUAUCGGUGUCUGCAGAAGGACAAGAAGAGUUGAAGCAAUCCAAAGCUCGCAACAAGUCUCAAACAGACAGAUGACAAUGGAUAGAAAUUGUAACGCUACAACUCAACCUUCAGAAACAGUCCCUAUGCUAAGUUCGCCUAAAAAGCAACGGCGAGCGAUUUCGAUGCCAGGUACCCCGGCAGCGGUGACCUCUUCGGUCGCCCCAACCUCGCAGGUCGACUGCGAAGGGGACGCAGUCAUGGUCUCUGCCAGGAGUCAGUCAGGUGCCGACAGGCGUCGCCAUGCUAAUAAUCAAAAUCAGCGAAAAUCAGCGGACGCAGCUCUCUCUCGGCUGAGGGUAGCCGUCUCGCCACAGGACAGGAGUCGUGCUUCGGCCGAUAGAGCAACCGCCACAGCCGUAUCACUCAACCAGGACUCUGAAGUGCAGCCUGUCAUGUCCGCUGCCGAUCCAGAUCCUGACAGCGUCUACACUAACAAGCAAGGAAAUUGCACGAGCACAGAAGAGUGCCCUGUCGUGCCUUCUGCAUUUGGUGAUGCCUUGAAGAAGUGUUCUUCACUUCCAGCUAUGCCCAAAACCGGUGCCGUGAGUGAAGUAGGGGGCAGAGUGACCGGAGGCAGUGGAGGUGGCAGUGGAGGCAAGAGACCCCUUCCGCGGUCUCUGCUCUCGACCAAGACGACACGUGACACGUCUGUCACCCAAUUCGCAGUCAUGGACGAUGAGAAUGUCUCAGCCAUGCAACAAGUCACACGAGGAGGUGGAGGAUUAACCCUAGCAUCACAAUGGAAGUCUCAAUUUGACGACUCAGAGGAAACUACAGAUAAUGAGUGGAAGGCCGAAAAUCUACCAAGUCCUGAGCACCGUAAUAUUUCAAGUCAGCAACCACCUCAGAUAGGUGAUUCGGAUGGAGUGGGUGCGGGUGUUCCCCCCAUCUCGGCUCCCCCUGCAGUUGUGUCUCCCUCUGUACCCCACCCUCUCCCUGCACCACCAGUCGAGCUGUCUCGAAUCAGUGAGGACUCCAAAAACGAAAAACACAGCUUUGCUACUUUCCAGGGAACCAACAAUAAUAGCACAGAGCGUCGCAACCGCAGGUUUAAUUGUGUUAAUGUUGAGGGUCUGGAUGGAUACACUCACACUCAGUUCCAAUCCAGAUUGCCUCGCUCUUGGAGCGCACCGCAAAUAUCUUCAAAAAUCAGGUCCAAUGUAGUGCAUCCUGUUCUUCAACAAGCUACCUUUGAUGAUUUAGUUUUUACUUUCGAUAUUCUUCGCAACGUUGCAACACGUGAGGAACACCCGCUCACCUCAGAAAAGAGAAGCAGAAGCUUGCCAAAUAUGCACUUCACAUGUCGUAUGAGAACUCCAAAUCGCAUCAACAACAAUAACAAAUCGUCUGUGGAGAGGGAAGAAUCUUCUUUGGCAACAGCUAAAACGACAGCUGAAGAUGCAAAUGAAGAUGAAGUGGAAAUGCGCCCUGUAUCUGGCCGACUGGAGAUAAGAGUAGUGGACAGAUGUGGGGAAUCACAAAUGCAUACCGCCCGAGAAAACAAGAGGAAUUCUACAGAAGCAAACAGAGUGAUGAUGAGAGGAGGUUGCAGUCCAGUGAGUCCAGGUAAGGAAGAGCCGGCUUCCAUCUAUUUCGAUGCCACUGAAGAAUCCAGUAAAGCACAACACAGUCUCUCUCCAGUCAUUGAAAUUGAUACCAGGUCUAAGAGAAUGAUUGCCAAAGUUAGUAAAAUUCCAGUACUUGUUGGAGCUAACAAAAGCCCAAGAUCUAGCUUUAUAGACUCAAAUUCAGAUCCUUCAAGGCAACCGCCUGGUGAGGACAGCCAGAGUCAAAGUGGUGAGGAGAGAGAGAGAGGUCCGGCUCUGACGCCGGCCCUGAGACGACGUCGCGAGGCCAAAUAUGUCACUGACCAAAGUCAGCUGCCGCUCAGGUUUAACCGGCCCUUGCAUCGCAGGCCUAAUAAUGACCAUCCGUCGCAGAAGGCACGACCUUGCAAGAGAGGACUGCCUUCCCAUCUGCUGACGUCACCACUGGGGGGACGAGGGGAGGAAUCUGCAUCCAGUGGGGGGGAGGAGAGUGACGAUUGCAAUCCCCACCCCCCUCCUCUAGACGAUCUGUGCGAACUCACAACGCACGAGAAUAACGCACGGUGCCGUAGGUUUCAUCCUGUAGGAACUACUGAUACGGCAAAAGACUCAUGAGCUUGGGGUAUUUUAGACAGUAUUGCAGUUGGACACCUAGAGACUUUGAAAAAUCGGUCAAUAUAGUCAGACAACGAAAUUAAGCGCAGCUGUGCGGGCAUUAUAGGUGCUAAAUUAACAAGCAGUCUAUUAAGAUUUAGUGUGAAAACUAUUUUUAAUGGACAAUUUAAUGUAUUACAUCUGAUUAAAGUCGCUGUGUCAUUCUAGAAUGCCAAUUUCACCACGACUUGAUCGUCGUUCGAAUUAUUUAGUCUGUUUUGCUCGUCCAAUGUUAUCUCUAAUUUACACUCAGAUUAUAGAUACCAAUUAUCAUGUGCAUAGAAUUGGGUGAAUGUGCUUAUAAUUUUUAAUUGAACUCAAACUCUGAAUAUAGUCUCAUAUAUUAUUAGUAAAAAAAGCACUCAAUUUGACUACUAGUUGCACAAAUAUUACCUAAAUUUGAUGGAAUGUUGUUGUUCCAAAUAUAAGGUUUGAGUUCUUGAUGAAUUGAUUGCGUUUUUGGUUGUAAUAAAAGUAUAAAUGUCGUUUCAACUAUAUUAAGUCCGUAUUUAUAAUUGAGUACUAGGUUCAGUCUUACAAACUUGAUUUCCAUCAAUAACUGUUGAGUGAAUAUCCUACUGUUGGCACAAAACUAUUAUUGUAGCAAAGAAAACACAUCAAUCAUCCCUUUUAUUUUGUCUGAAAAUUAGAAGUUGAGCCAAUAUUCUAGUAAUUGAAGAAUAAAUUAUAAUGCACUCAUAUUGCUUAAGAAAAUUUUAAUAAUAUUUCUCUCAAAUCAAUUAAUCGCAGUAUUUGAAAAGCACUGACUGUAUUAAUGUAAUUAUCAUGCAAUUGGUUAUUUUAAUUGAUUCUCUCCAAUUUCAUCAAAUUCGUUUUGAAAAAUAUAUUAUUUCAGUUACAUAUUCCCGCUUUAAUAAUCACUCUUCUAGAAUAUCUCAUUAAUUUAUUGUAUUAAUGUGGUGAAUAAUUAUUAGAAUGUUCGCCGUAAGAUAGGACUAUUGUUUCUUAAGUAUUCAUAAUCUGAAAUUCAGAAGAAAUUUGGAUUAUUGAACAAAUUUUAUAGUAGAUUUAAGUAAUAAAUAAGAAAAUAAAGUUUAUUAAUAUAUGAUAAUUAUAAUUUAUAUAUUACUCCUAAGUGCUGCUAAACAUUGAUAUGUUUUCAAUACUCUGCAGACAAAAAUGAUAUUGGAUGAAAUUAUAAUUUCUCGAUUAUUGAAUCUCAUGUCGAAAAUCCACUCGACUCUAGUCUUGGUUCUCUAGUUGCCAGUUGUUAUUUUAUCCUGCUGGCGUAUAGGCCUGUCUAUCUACUAUGAAUUACUAGCUAAUGUAAAGUCACUAGCCAGAUUAUAGGUAGCUUGAUGACAAAUUUAAAACGGAUCUUAGGAUUUCGAUGAAUAGAGGCUAUCUUUAAAUUAUCAAACUUAAUUUUUUCCGCUGUCUCUGAGACUCUUCAUUUCAUUUUUUCUACUUCAUAUUUCUGUUUAAAUUUGAUAAAUUCCAGCCGACUUCCUCAAAUAUUAUCAUAAUAUCUUGAGGAUUGUUUCAAUAUUUGCAAUCUAUUCAACAGUAAUACUAACUGCAUCAAUAAUCAUGAUAUUGAUGCUCCUGUCAAAUAUUCAAGAUAAAAUUGUACUGUAACUUAUUUCCAAUUACUACUUCUACAAAGAUUAUAUUUCUACUUAUGAAAGGAUUUGCUUGAAAUUCUAAUAGUAUUUAUAUUUUAAUAAUUUUAUGGUGUUAUGACAUGCCAACAGUUCAACUGUGAUAAAGUUUCUUGUCAGUUGGUUUAGGUGAAUUUUUAGUAUUUUAUUUUUGUAAUUUCCAUGGUUAUAGAGAGUAUAACAUGAAUAAGCAUGCGAUAAAUUAAUCAAGCUAUGGACACUCAUGGAUUCUAAUUUUAGGUGUUGUAUUCAAUAUCAAAAGUGUCUUAAUUAAGUCGAAUUCAUCCUAUUCGUUAUAGAUACUUCAUUAACUAAAAUUCGUGAACUUGAAUUUAUGAAUAUUAAAAAAUUAAUAGUGUUAUAUAUAUUUAAUAAUCGUUCGGGUGACUGGAGACGGUCAAAUAUAGAACAGUACACCUAAAAUUAUAGUAGCUAUUACUAAAUAAACUUGAGUGUUUGUACAGUAUACAUUUGCAUACUGUUUAUCGUAAGAAUUGUAUUUGCUACCGUGCUUGUAAAUAAUAUUACUUGUUUGGAUUUGAAUUAAACUGACAUAUUUUGCAUAAAAUUUACGAAUAGUGUUGUUACACGUUGUACUGGUCGAUUCAAGUUAUAUUCCAAGUAUUGCUAUUUGUGAUAUAUCUUGAAAAAAGUUUAAAUUCUAAUUUUAUUUUGAAUAAUAAUUUCAUGCAAGUAAGAUUUUAUUUUGCGAUUUUAUUGGUCUCAAAGUAAUGUAAGAAAGGAACUAUACUUGAUAGUCGUGAAGUCAAUUUUAUCAUUUAAUAUUAAGAAGUGUUCAUUAGUUGAAUGUUUAAUGAUUUCAAUUUUUUUCUUUAUUAUUCAUCAUCGUCUGUCAAUUGAUUAUAUUGGUUUCAUAUCAUGCUUCUGUAAAAAUGAAUAAAAUUUUCUGUGAUAUUUGCAAGUAGGUCUGUGUGUUUAAUAUGAUUUCUUUCAUUUCAUACUUUUUAAUAUUUAUUUUUUCUUUCAAUUCGUGAUUAAGAUAAUGAAUCAAAAUUGCCGAUUGUAAUUUACUGAUAGAUCUUAAGCUCUCAUAUUAUAUUGUGUGAAAUAAGUGGCUUGAGUUUUCCAUAUGUAUGCAAAAACGCAUGAUUUUUCUUGGGAGAAUUUCAUAUGUAAAUCCUGUAAUGGAAUAUCAUAACAUAUAUCUACUGACAUCUAAAAACAUGCUAUGAGAAAUUAUCAUUGCAUUGGAGAAUUUGCUAAAAUAAUUUUGGAAUUGAGUUGAAAAGAAAGGCUGUUACUGUUAUAGUGGACAGGAAAAUCCAGGAACUGAGAAGUUUUGCUUUUUCAUCCCGAUAUUGUAAUUGUUAUCCAAUAAAUGAAUAAAUGUCGUAGCACUGACAGCAAAUCGAAUCCAUAAUGAGUGAUUGAAAUAUAUCAUAUCAUUCAAACUACCUCAACAGACACAUUCUGUUCUCAAAUUAGAAACCAAAACAAUUCUGAUUGUAGUUUUUCAAACGAUGCUCAGGGUUUUGAAAUUAAUUUAAUAAGCGAGUUCUGUUCUCAAUGCAAACUCAACACAUUUUAGUGAUUGAGUGACUUAUUAAUAUACAAUGCAUAAUUUAAACGCAGUUGAAACGCUGAUCUAGCUCACAAAUCCAGUGUUAAACGUUGUAAUGACAAAAAGAGCCCAGUCACAAGCCAAUAUCACAACAUUAAAUGUAUCAACUACAUUAUAAUGGAGCUAUUUCAUUGGAUACUGCACAUAUUUAUAACUUCAAUAUAAAAUAAGACUGCAAUAGCAAUUGAAAUCUUUUACAGAUCUAUUACAAGAAUGUGGUAUCUGUCUCGAUUGCUAAACAUGAUCAAUUUGAAUUGAAUUUAUUUAUUUGCUAAAAAUAAAAUACAAAAAAGCUUUGCAGAAAAUAAAUUUAAGAUUCUGCACUAAACUAAGGUACAUAC